This is a messenger RNA of Xyrichtys novacula (pearly razorfish), 7442 nucleotides long. NCBI's taxonomy places the organism in Eukaryota, Metazoa, Chordata, Actinopteri, Labriformes, Labridae. The record is from the annotation of a GenBank genome assembly.
CCUCUUUAUGGUACUUCGUCAUCUAGAAACAUAAUCCAAUCAGAUAACGCAGAGCUCCCGGCUCAGCCAAUCAAAGGCAGCGAUGAAGCUCUAUACGGAGAGAAGGAGGGUCCUGUCUGGUUGCCUAGUAACCGGUCAAACACCAUAUUGCUAGGAUGUCAAUGCGGAAGGUUUGGAUUUGUUUGGAUUUUAGCGGAUUUAUUAACUUUUUAAAGGUGUUAAUUAGAAUUCAGACAUACGUUAGAGAGACUUUACAAUUCUUUACGUAUGUAACUCUAGUUUGUGGGCUUUUACUCGAGUUUAAAUAAAAGUAUGUGUCGUUUGUUAGACGGAGGUACAGCUGUCCCGUUAUUGUACAUGUCGUGUUGAGGCUACUGAAAAGAAAUAGAUCCAAAGUUUACAUUUUUGUCUUUGUUGGAAUUAUUAAAAGGUUUUGCUUCCCAUCCGUUUAUGAAAUGCUGUGUUUUAAAUAGCCUAAUAUUUCAUUUUCAGGGCUUGACAUCUAAAGCAAACAGGGAGCUGGUGCUCACCUCAGUUGCUUUUCAUGACCACAUCACACGCACCUUUCUGCAUCCAGAUUUACUGACUGACCCUCUGCUAAGAUCAGACAGAAGACCUCACAGAAAUCCAAAAGCAAGACGAGCAUCAGACAGGAGUCAGCAAAGACAAGCUCAACAAGAAGAGAGGGAAUAUGUUCUUAACUCUGCUCCAUCUUCUUUGACAUUAGGUAAAACAAACUCUCUGGAAAAUUUGGAGUCCUUGAAUGUGUCUAAUGAAUAUAUUAUAGAGUUUUUUUUUUAUAUCCCGUAGCUCAGAAGUGGGGUUUGGUGGCUCCCCCUGCAGAAAGACUGACAGAGGAUGAAUGGAUGCAGGUCAAGGCGAGGUCUGUGAAGCAGGGGGAAUCAGCUCAGCCAUGUGCUAUAUGCAGGGAGGAGUUUCACCUUCAGCCCCAGGUAUUUCCCCCAACACAGUAGCUACUGUUAAUACUCUGUGAGAAAACACCGCCCGUCCUUUCUUUUAAUAUGUUUCCAGUGUCCUGUCUGUCCUCAGGGAAACCUGUGUUUCCGUAUGGGUACACACACAAAGCCCCCACACAGCCCACCUCCCCCCUGCAGUUCCUGUAUGUUCUAAUCUGUGUAGACAACUGUACAAAUUUACCCAUACUGCCUUGGAACUCAACUGUGACGUGAUGAUGUAGCAAUCAGUGUGUUACUGUGAGGGUCAUUCAGUCUUUUACACCUUUCCGAUCCCCUUUUAAGAUGCCAAUCUCCUCAAGAAUGCGGGACUAGAAUAGGCGGCCUCACAAAGCACAGUUGCCAUAGAUGCACGUGUAAAUAUUAGUUUGACUCAGGGAGGAAAAAAAGUUAAUUAGAGCCUGCUAACAAGAGAAAGUGACAAGAGGGAAUCUUUGUUGAUUUGGCAUUUUCCUGCAAGCCUUCAUAUUGUAACAAUGCAUUUGUGUGCUGCCGUGUCGUUGCAUUCAAGCAAUAAUAUGACAAUUAAAAAUGCUUUCAGCCGCAGUAGCACUAAAUCAGAAAACUGCCUUUUGUUUUUUUUUAAUACUUCACACAAAUUUUCUAAAAGAGACAAGAUGUGAGGAAAGAGUCAUGCUUCUGUUUUCUAUCAAAUUUGAGUUGGAUUUCUGUUUCUGUGUCUCUUGAGCUUGCAGUAUUGUGAAAUUUCUUGCUGCUUUAUGGCUUGUUGUGCUCCUGGAAAUUGUACACUGCAGGGGGUCCUUCAGUGGUGAUGGAGUGUGUUGGUCAGGCCAAAAACAAUGGGAAAUCAAUAUUCCCCCUCCCUCCAGGGAUCUGAGUAAACUGGCUUUUGUGCCAAGCUCCAUAGCUGUGGCUGGUUUCUUUCAGACGAUAAAAGCGCCCCUCUCACAGGUAGAGAAGACUACAGUUCAGGUCCCAGCUGGCCCACUGGUGGUCAUGCUGACUCCCUCUAUCCUUUCAGCAAAUAACACUUAAAGGCAGAUACGCACAUUCACAUAUGUGCAUGAAUACACACAGACUUAGCAUUUCUUAAGGCUCAUGAACACACACCACAUGCACAAUGGAGAGCACUUCAAGAAAGCCUGAAGCCAAUACACACUCAGGAACAUCCUCUGGAGACUUAACAACUCAUACAGUCAGCUUGGUUUAGAUGCUUGUUUUCAUUUACUCGUAUAUUUGAUACAAUCUCUAAUUCGAACAUACUUUUAUGUCUCUGUGUUCUUUUAGGUGUUGCUGUCCUGUUCUCAUGUUUUCCAUCGAGCCUGUUUGCAAGGCUUUGAGAGGUUUUCUAGAAGGAAGUGCUGCCCCAUGUGCAGAAAGGAGCAGUAUGAGACCAGGGUGAUCCAUGAUGCAGCCCGACUCUUUAGACACCAGUGUGCCACCAGGUACAUCCUCUAUGAAAACCCAUUGUGGUGCGAACAGAACAUUCUUAUUCACAACAUUGCACAGUAGGAAUUCAUCACAAAUCUUACCCAGUGGUUUAAUAAAAGACUUUUCGAGAAUAACAUACAAAAUACUGUUCAUGGUCCCAGGUGUUAAUCCAUCAUUAGUUCAAGAACUCUUGAUCAAGAAUCAGACAGAAUUAAAGAUGGUGGAGACCAGCUGUUUAAUAAAGUCAGGACAUUUCAUUGCAAAUGUUGUGUAUUUGCUUUAUGUCAUAAAUAAAGGUGUUAUCAAAUUUCUGAUCAUGCAGUUGCGCAUACAGUUAUAAUUCAAAGUAUUUUUACAUGGCUUGUCUAUAGUUGCUGUAUGUGGUCAUCUCAGAUGUAAUCAUGUGUCAGGAUAAAGUACAACUUGCUGAGAAAGGUAAUGUUGUUUUAAAUAAACAGUAUUAAAUCAGCCCAACAAAGGAAACUAGCAUCACACAAACAUCUCUGCAAAGCUUGAAUUCUGUUCAUUUUAAUUAAAUUUCACUCUUGUGAGAUGUUUCAGAGGAUGUUGUAAUGACUGUAUCUUUGUAUCUUUUCUGUAUAUCUGUGUGUGUUAAGAAUUCAGGCGGCCUGGAGAGGCUACGUGGCCCGAAAAAAGUACAAGAAACUGAGAAAAUCUGUCUGUCCGAAGGAUAAGAGACUGAGGCACAAAUUCUUUGAGGCAAAGGUGAGUUUGGACUUGUCGUCGGUGUAGAUAAUUUAGGAUGGUUAUCAUCCCUCAUGAAGUCACACCGCCCACUACAUGUCUCUUUGUGCUCUUUAUUCCAUUCAAACAUUUUAAAACUCUUUAGUCAGUCAAAUAAAAACUGGAGUAAAAACGUCAUCUUUAGGGUUGAGACCUGGGUUUCAGGGACUCUGUGACCCCACUGCCAACACACACACCUUCACCUGUUCUUACCCUCUUGGGCCCCUUUGAUGCUUUGUGAAUCACACACUGUUUGUCCAAUAGUGUUGAGAGUGUUUUGUUGUAGUCAAACAGUCUAGACCUUUCAAGGUCAACACAAAGCAUGAUUUGGGUCUGGUAUCCCUUCAUCUAUCUAAAUGUCUUGUGAGUGUGCGUUUUUGUGUGUUGCCCUGUUACUGGGUAUGAUGGGUGAGGGUGAAGAGGUGAGGUUGACCAGGCUGUCAUGUCAGGCUUUGUUCUCGUUACCUAUUUCAAAGCUAUAAAUCAUGCAACGACUGGGCUUGACAGAGGGAUUAUUUUCAAGUGGCCCAAAGUUGUUUGACUCUGAGGCUGAGUUGCCUUCAUGGUCUCUCAUAGGAAAAGGGAACAUUGCCACCUAGUGAACCUCCCCCAACCAAAGUCUUGGAUGACCAAAGACAAGACUGGUCACCACGUCUUUUUUUUUUUUUUUUUUUAACCAAAUAUCAGUUUUUUGCAGACUUAGUUUUCCAAUCCCUCCAUUAACCCUGCUUUAAAAUACUCAUAGCUCCAACACAUGUGUGGUGUGUUCAGUGUCUACAAGAACAGGGUCUAGUUGUCCUUUUGUGGGUUGUUCUAAUCAUGCAGAGUGCUCCUGCGCCCCAGAGGCUGAUUAAGCAAAAGUGACACACACAUGAGGCCACACUUUUAAUGUUUUCAAGGGUCUGAGAUUCCUACCCAUCCCCCUGUCCCUACCCAUCAUCAGGCCUAUAAACACAGCCUCAACAUGUCACGUAAACAAAGACACAGCAUUUACCGAGCCAAUUAAGUGUGUUCUAACACAUUAGGCCAUGUCCAGGUCCACACGCUGUGGAUGGAGUCAUAGCCGCUGUCAGUCACUUUACAUUCAGACUGUGUGAUUCAGUAGUUGUGGGUGGUCAUGAGAUUGUCUCAUGUCUUUUGUCACGCUGAGGAUGAUCUUCAAGAGCUUUGAGCUGCGCAACACAGCGCUGACAGGUCUGAUGGACCUGAUUUUCAAGGGAAAGACUUAUUUGCUUAGCUGACUGUAAUGCAAACAGGCGUGUCAGAGCUGAGCUGGAACCUGUGUGAGACGAGGAAACCUAUUCUUUCGGUUUUUCCUUGUAAAAGCAGGGGGGCAAUAAGGCAUCUUUGUACCGCCGGGACACAGGUGUUCCCUUGGAAAUUAAAAAAAAGGAAAAAAACUCCCAUGUAUCAGUCUGUUCAGAAUUCUUAUCAGCUGAUCCUGCUGCCCAGCUUUCAAUUUUUACUCUCUUUGGCGGUCCGACCCUGAGUCAACACAUUAAGGGUGACACCACCGACACAUAGAUGGAUUGCUGUGAGAUAACGCCGCUGUGCUUCUACAUCUCCUCCCUCUGUGUCUCCUCCUCUCCACAUCUCCUGUGGAGCAAAGGCAAAGUUCAGAGGAGGCUGUUCUGUUUGCCUUGACUGUCGAAAAGUCAGCCAGGCUCAUAAAACCCUCCAUCUCAGCGGUCAACAGUUGUUUAAUUAGUGAUAAAAGCCCCACCGUAAAGCAAUUCUGAUGCCACUGUGACAGGCUGAGGGAUAGGGUCUCUGUUUGUGUGUAUGUAAGUGUAGAUGAGUCAUAGAUGGAGAGACCAUGUACAUGUACCCAAGCAGGUGUAUUCCCAAGCUACAUGUACCAGCAACAUAACUGCUCUCUCCAGAUACAGUGCAACAGUCAAUGUAUCUGCAAAUCUAUUUCAUGCAAAGGUGCCCAUCACCCCCAACUCCAGCUUUGCAUUGACCUCUCAGCUUUUCUCUGUAUAUUUGAGAUUCAAGUUUGUUGAAAAUGUACAUGAUAUUAAAAUGGCAUUUUCAGUUUCUGGGUGUUAUAGUCUUUCUAUAUCUUUUUUUUUUCACAUGUCAUAAAUCAAGAAACCAAAUUAUUAAAAAAAUAUCAACAGAUGAGCCACAAACUGCAGUCUUAUAUCAGAGCAGUUGUGCGUUAUCACAUACAGCCGCUGAAGUACUAAAAGGACUUUUUAAAGGCAGAACUGUUCCUCAACAGUGGAUGUGGUUGUGGUUUGCUCUGUUGUCAUAGCGAUGGUUCAGUUGUCAUCACUGAAUACAAUGACGAUGAUGUUAGACGCUGAAUUUUCUGUUAAUUGGUCAACAACAUGGUGCUGUUGAAACCUAUAUCUAUAAAUAGCCUAUUGUCUAAUGAAUAUGUUUUUGAUAUAAACAUGCAUAUGCGGGCAUUAAUUGUUGCCUAGCAACAGCUGCUGUGAUGGGAGAGGACAGAUAAGGAGGACAGAAACUGGGAGAAAGUCUUUGAAACCUGUCAAUUUAAUAAUGAAAAGGGGGUGGCCCAAAUAAACACACAUCGUUUAGAAACUGGACUGUAUAAAGACUGAGGUUAAAGUUCAAUUACGCCAAACCUCACAAUAUGAAACAUGCAUUCUUAGUGCCUAAAUUCAUUAGAUGUUAUAGCUUAUAUUUAUUCAGUAAUUGUAUUCAACAUUGUUUUCACUUUAACAGUAACAAAGUGUUGCUGAUGAAAUACUGAACCUUUAUUUGUUGCAUUAAAAGUGGUAAAAUCUUAUCUAAAUGUAAAAUCCAACAGCCGUGGGAUCAAUCUAUAAACUACCCAGACAGAAAAUGUGUCAGAGAUGUGUGUAGUUCCAUGUUUCCCAACACUUUUUACUGGUUUCCAUUAAUUUUCCAUGUUAGUGGGAGACGUGACUGUAUUGAUCUGGCUGUUUAACAACUACACCCUGUCAGCGUGCCUCAGCCAUUACAAUACACACACAUGCACACACACGCAAUUAGCCUUAGCUGAAAACACGACUCUAUUGUGUAUCUGAAAGACACAUGCCUCCUUUGUGCCACUAAAAUGGUUUUUCUAAUUAGUUGCAGGAGCUGAAUGACAGCUUUGUCCGAUACUGUCAUACCGACACAGAGGCUUUUCUGAGUGAUAUCAACCGCUCACUGUCAUCCUGCAGACGAGUGUUUCAGCAGCUGGAGAGGAAGAAUGUCUCAGAACCUCUGGAGAGCGACUGGGACCAAAUUCAGAGCCAGGUCAGGUUCAAGACACACUGUAAAGGCGGCAUAGAAGUGUGUAAUCCUUGUCUGAUUCUUCUCCUCUAAGCCUUGCCUUUCCCUUGACAUGUCAACACUUGCAUGGGGACGAGAGCAUCACAGCUGUUGUACAGAAAGCACACAUCUCAGCAGAGGUCAUCAUUCACGUUAACCAAGUGAAUGGAAAUGAGGUUGCCUAAUAAUCCUCCAUGUUUACCAGAAAACAAAAGACAGUCUGAUAAUGCACGACAGCCUUUUCAAAGCCUGGACUGCUGCGGAGGAAUUGAAAAGACAUUACGAUUUGCUGUUCCAUAAGGCUUCAUUGUUGGCUUUCUGUGCAAGAAGCACUUUUUUCCAUAGAAGGGGGGGUGGGGUGUGUGCAAAGAAGAUGUCUUUAUUUUUUUUUUUUCUUCGUCUUCUUCAUCUUUUGGUGUGAAAAGGUUGAGCGCACGGCAGGAGUGGCUCAGCCUUGACAUGGAGUAUCAAGCAGGGAACGCGCUUUCAACACAUACCUUGCACCUUUUUCACGGGUGCAAACUCUAUAAAGCUCGUUAUGAGACAUUUAACAGCAAGAAAUGUUGGCCUCCAAACACAGGAAGAAGUCUCUGGUUAAUCAUUGGUGGAGCUGUGCGUGUGUUGCCUUGUUUUCAUAAGGAUCACUGAUAAACACGUUAUCACCUCAUGCUUGAUCAAACCAAACAGGUGGUUGCCAACAGAAGUCUUUUUAAAACAGCAAAACCAAAGCAAAAAAAUAAAUACUUAACAGUAGACUCUGAAGUUAGACUAAAAAUCUGUUGUUUCGACAGGUUAUCCAGAGAGGAGUCUGGGAUUGCCCCAUCUGCCUGACAGCUCUGAGCAGCCUGUGCCUCCAAACAGAAGCAGAUACAUCCAACCAUGGAGAACACAGACGCACCGUGCUUCUCUCCUGCUCCCACCUCUUCCACCAGCUCUGUUUGGAGGCUUUUGAGGCUUUUAACAUGGAGAGCAGACCCUCCUGUCCCCUGUGCAGAUCUGUCUACUACAAAAGAGUCAUUUAAGCAGGUCCAAACAUAUAAAUCUGCAUUUUUUCAUCACCUCAUGCAGUUGUAUUUGUAA